This is a messenger RNA of Aspergillus pseudonomiae, 1725 nucleotides long. Its product is annotated as sulfatase family protein. Gene Ontology annotation, biological process: phenol-containing compound metabolic process. The transcript is spliced from 6 exons. Gene Ontology annotation, molecular function: N-acetylglucosamine-6-sulfatase activity; glycosaminoglycan binding; arylsulfatase activity. The coding region runs from base 1 to 1725 and encodes 574 amino acids. NCBI's taxonomy places the organism in Eukaryota, Fungi, Ascomycota, Eurotiomycetes, Eurotiales, Aspergillaceae. The record is from RefSeq and is a predicted model, not a curated record.
AUGGAUUACUCCACAGAGUAUGCUCCUAAUAUUCUUUUUAUCCUUACAGAUGACCAGGGAAAACUCGUCGGUGGCUUGGACCACAUGCCUAAACUACAAGAAAACCUCAUUCAAAAAGGAGCAACAUACCCCAAGCACUAUUGCUCUGUAGCACUAUGUUGUCCAUCCAGAGCCAACCUCUGGACAGGUCGCAUGCCGCACAACACCAACAUUACUGACGUUGGCUUACCAUACGGUGGAUACCCCAAGGUAGUCAGCGCGGGGUGGAACGACAACUACCUACCAAUUUGGAUGCAAGAGGCCGGAUACGAUACCUACUACGUCGGCAAGCUCUGGAAUUCACAUACGGAAGACAACUACAACAAGCCUUACGCAAAGGGGUUCAAUGGCUCCGACUUCCUGCUCGACCCAUGGACCUACCGGUAUUACAACGCCAAAAUGACACGUAACGGGGAGAAGCCCGUCAGCUACGCUGGCCAAUACUCGACAGAUGUAAUUAAAAACAAGUCAUUGGGCUUCCUGGACGAAGCGUUAGCGAACCCGGAUCGGCCCUGGAUGCUUACCAUUGCCCCAAACGCGCCGCAUUCAAACGGAUCCCAGGAUGCAGUGACGGGGGCGACUUGGUUUGGUGAGCCGGAGUAUGCGCCGCGCCAUGCGCAGCUCUUCAAGGAUUAUAAGAUUCCCCGGGAUGAGAGUUUCAACAAGAUCAUCGAUGGGGCUGUUGGGUGGGUUGCUGACUUGCCGACGCUCACCCAGGAGGAAAUUAACUAUAUCGAUGAGUUUCAGCGGUGUCGGCUGCGGGCGCUGCAGGCCGUUGAUGAGAUGAUUGGGGAGCUCUUUGAGAAGCUUGAUAAAGCAGGCGUUCUUGAUAAUACGUACAUCUUCUUUUCGACGGAUAAUGGGUACCAUAUCGGGCAGCAUGCUAUGCAGCCAGGCAAGAACUGUGGAUAUGAAACGGAUAUCAACAUACCUUUAUUCGUUCGCGGUCCUGGUGUCCCCCAGAACAAAACAAUUCAGGUCGUCACUAGCCACACUGAUCUUGCGCCCACUUUCCUGUCCAUUGCAGGCACGACGAGAGAUGGUCUAGAUGGAAAGAAGAUCCCGACUACCAUCGAUGCUGGGAACGCAGAUAAUAAAUCGGAGCAUGUAGCGAUUGAAUACUGGGGAAUUGCCGUUCCCGAAGGCAUAUAUGGCUACAAAAGCGACAAUAACAGCCAGCCAGGCAAUAGCUAUAGAAACAACACCUACAAGGGACUUCGCCUUGUCUCGGACGACUAUAGUGUGUACUAUUCAGUCUGGUGCACCAAUGACAAAGAAUUCUACAAUCUAAAGGAUGAUCCCCUUCAAACUACCAACUUGGCUUCUAACAUCAACGCCCAUGAAUCUUACACAAUUGCCAACCGUCACCUUGGCCAGAUCAUUCCCCGUCUUGAUGCGUUGAUGAUGGUUCUGAAAUCCUGCAAUGGAGAUUCCUGCCGCGAGCCAUGGCGUCAGCUGCAUCCGAAGGGCUACGUCAAUAACUUAGCUGAGGCACUGGACUCGGGGUUUGAUGAAUUCUAUGCUAAUCAGCCGAAGGUGUCAUUCUCGGAAUGUAGCCUUGGCUAUCAUAUUUAUGCUGAGGGGCCACAAGAAUUCAAUAUUUAUGGAAGUGAGUCAAACAGGAAGAGAAGUGAUGGAGAGUCUACCCCAGUAAAGCAAUGGGGGUGGUUUGACGGGUGGCUAUAA